Pungitius pungitius (ninespine stickleback) is the source of this 2639-nucleotide messenger RNA. It is a transcript of the gene tec, whose product is annotated as tec protein tyrosine kinase. Gene Ontology annotation, biological process: protein phosphorylation; B cell receptor signaling pathway; adaptive immune response. Gene Ontology annotation, molecular function: ATP binding; protein binding; non-membrane spanning protein tyrosine kinase activity. Lineage: Eukaryota; Metazoa; Chordata; Actinopteri; Perciformes; Gasterosteidae. Gene Ontology annotation, cellular component: plasma membrane. The record is from RefSeq and is a predicted model, not a curated record. The transcript is spliced from 19 exons. Bases 324 to 2249 code for a protein of 641 amino acids.
UCGCGCUGCCGUGAAGCAGCCUCGCGGGGACCGAAGGAGGCGACGGGACGACGCGAGGAACCGCGCACGGCAAAUGACACCAAAACGGCAAAUAACAGUAAAACCCGACGUGCAACACUAAGGACUACGUUACGUACAAAGGACGUGACGGCGCGCGAGGCGUUUACUCAGAAGCUUAAAACACGAAAGGCGUCCACAGUGAGGUCCCACUUUUGCAGAAGACGACGUGUCGGAGAGGAGAAGCGUGCGUUUUUCUCUUCAGCUCAGACCGCCGUGUCCUGACAACGUCCACCAAUGGGCUGAGGGCGCGGGCGGGGGCCAGGAUGAGCGGCGGGCUGCUAUUGGAGGAGAUGCUCAUCAAGCGCUCGCAGCAGAAGAAGAGGACGUCGCCGCUGAACUACAAGGAGCGACUGUUUGUCCUGACGGAGAGCCAGCUGGCCUACUACGAUGGACGCAGAGAGAAGAAGUUCAGGAGAGGCACGAUCGAGCUGAGCCGCAUCCGAUGCGCCGAGAUCGUGAGGCACGGAGGAGGACUCCUGCCCUGCCAGAACAAAUACCCCUUCCAGGUGGUGUACGACAACAACAUCCUCUACGUGUUCGCCCCCAGCCACGACAGCAGAAGCCUCUGGGUCCAAAGCCUCAAGGAGGAGAUCAAAGACAACGCCGUGGUCUCCGCCAAGUUCCACCCUCAGUUCUGGCAGGAAGGGGCGUGGCUCUGCUGCCGCCAGGCGGAGAAACAGGCCCCUGGCUGCGAGGAGUACAACCUGUUUGCAGACAUUUCAAGAAAACCUUUACCGCCGAUUCCUGAAGAGGAGAAAAACAAAAACAAGAAGCGGCCCCCUCCCCCUCUCCCUCUGGGUGAGGAGGAUGAAGAGGAGGAGGAGGAGGAAGAGGAGGUGGUGGUGGCGCUGUACGACUUCCCGGGCACCGAGCCGCACGACCUGCGCCUGGUCAAAGGAGGCGAGUACGUCAUCCUGGACAAGUGCGACGCCAACUGGUACAAGGCGCGCAACCAGCAGGGGGAGGACGGAUACAUUCCGAGUAACUACGUCAGCGAGAAGAAGUCCGGAAGCCUGGUGCAGUUUGUUUGGUACAGUAAACAAGUCAACAGGAACAAGGCCGAGGAGCUGCUAAGGAACGAAGACAAAGAAGGAGCCUUCAUGGUCCGAGACUCCAGCACCCCAGGGACCUUCACCGUGUCGCUGUACGCCAAGUCCGCCGCAGGGGGCGGCGUUGCAUCCAUAAAACAUUACCACAUCAAGGAGACCCACGGCUCGCCUCCACAGUUUUACCUGGCGGAGAAACACCUGUUCAGCUCCAUCCCCGACCUCAUCGAGUACCACAAACACAACGCGGCAGGUCUAGUUGCCAGGUUGCGGUAUCCUGUGGGGAAGCAGGACAAGUCUGCUCCGUCCACCGCCGGCUUCAGCUACGAGAAGUGGGAGAUCAACCCCAGCGAGUUGACUUUCAUGAAGGAGCUGGGCAGCGGUCAGUUCGGCGUGGUGAGGCUCGGAAAGUGGCGAGCUCAGCACCGAGUGGCCAUCAAGGCCAUCAGGGCGGGUGCCAUGUACGAGGAGGACUUCAUCGAGGAGGCUAAAGUCAUGAUGAGGCUGUCCCACCCGAAGCUGGUGCAGCUGUACGGAGUCUGUAGCCAGCAGAAGCCCAUCUACAUCGUCACAGAGUUCAUGGAGCACGGCUGCCUGCUGAACUUCCUCAGGCAGCGGCGGGGCAGCUUCAGUUUGGGGUCCUUGCUGAGCAUCUGCCUGGAUAUCAGCGAAGCCAUGGAGCACCUGGAGGCCCAUGGCUUCAUCCACAGAGACCUGGCUUCCAGGAACUGUCUGGUGAACGACUCUCUGGUGGUGAAGGUGUCUGACUUCGGCAUGACCAGAUACGUGUUGGACGACCAGUACACCAGCUCGUCGGGGGCCAAGUUUCCAGUGAAGUGGUCGCCUCCCGAGGUCUUUAACUUCUGCAGAUACAGCAGCAAGUCGGACGUGUGGUCCUACGGGGUGUUGAUGUGGGAGGUGUUCACCGAGGGUCGCAUGCCGUUUGAGCAGAAUCAGAACCACGAGGUGGUCACCAUGGUGACCAAGGGUCAGCGCCUCUACAGGCCCAAAAUGGCCCCGGCCGCCAUCUACGACAUCAUGCAGCUCACCUGGCAGGAGAGGCCCGACGACCGUCCCCCGUUCUCUCAGCUCUGCCGGAUGAUCUCAGACGCUCUGGAGGGCGACACCCCUCCCCCAAACUGACCAAUCAGCUGCUUCCACUGCCCCAGACUGGCCGAUCCUCAGGGUGCUGCCGCAGCGACCCGUUGGGUCCACAACACAGCGUGAAGGUACCUGCACCCAUCAGAGGGAGGGACCAACCACGCCAGCUGCAGUCCCAUUUGUUCCUCCAGUGAAGCCCACGAGAGCGGGACGCACUAAUGGAGUCGCUUUCUUCCUGAUGUUUCUGAACGUCUGUUGGACCCGACUUAACCUCAAGUCCUCUGGAUAGAAAUCUGUCAAUGUUUCAGAUUGGUGUCUGUAAACCCAAAUGUUAAUGUGUUCCUGUUUGAUUACACUGUAUCAAUAUGUAUGUAUGAACACUGUUAUAAAACGUAUCCUGCACAUUAAUAUUAAAAGUGCUGGACCAUGUUA